Alternaria incomplexa is the source of this 930-nucleotide messenger RNA. RefSeq lists its product as uncharacterized. The transcript is spliced from 2 exons. Bases 1 to 930 code for a protein of 309 amino acids. The record is from RefSeq and is a predicted model, not a curated record. NCBI's taxonomy places the organism in Eukaryota, Fungi, Ascomycota, Dothideomycetes, Pleosporales, Pleosporaceae.
AUGGCACCACUACGACGUUCAAAUGGUGCUAGCAAACAUGUGCUUCCAGACAUGCUCAAAGAUCCUACCAUUGAAGCAAAAUGCGUGAUCGAGAGCAUUCGUAAGCUCGCAAACUGGCCCAACAACUGCUAUUCCCAUUGCCCUACGAGACUUUCGCUCAGUCUCCUCCGUACGUGCAAGGGUAUGCACGCUGAGUGCGCGGAGGUGUUUUACGGUGAGAAUGAAUUCCGCUUCGCCGGCAAGUCCCAACACCUUGAGCUGCUCAAGUUCCUCACCGAUAUCGGUCCACACCAUCGUAUGUGGUUACGAAACUUGACAAUGAACUCGCAGUUCGUCGGUAGUGGAGACCGGAUAAUCGAGUAUAAGUUCAAGCUCGAAUUCGAGUCCAGACAAACUGAGUCUGAGAAAUCGUAUUACAGUUGGUAUUUCAACUAUCAGAUGAUAUACCCGCAGUCCCCUCCGCUUUCUCAAGCCCAGUGGUGCGAGAUGACCUGGACCGACUUGUGCAAACCACUCUUCGACCUCCUCGAAUCACUUCCUCAACUCCGUGUAUUGACUAUCGUGCUCCCGAAUGACUGGGAAUACUGCAACGAUGCCGGAGACUACGUACCCUGGCCGCACACAAUGGAUUCUAGGAGGCGAGAAGAGAUUUGGGAUUCUCUGACUGGCCUUCUGUGUGUCAAGCCUUUCGUCCAAAUACGGGCUGUGCGGCCUAUGGCGGAGGGCUUUAUGGAUGAUCCCGAAUUCGCGGAUGAGGAGCAGAAUCGUGAGCGACAUUUGGCGAACCUGAAGCGUAGACUGAGGAUAUGGGAUAAUCGUGUUGCUUUCUAUGAUUGGCAUCAGGAGUGGAGGAUGCCGGACCGGGUGGAAGAAGAUCCUGAUGAGUAUCUCCGCGAUUUGCGAUGUCUUUUCGCCAAAUGCGCAUUCUAG